This is a messenger RNA of Trichobilharzia szidati, 2429 nucleotides long. Lineage: Eukaryota; Metazoa; Platyhelminthes; Trematoda; Strigeidida; Schistosomatidae. The record is from the annotation of a GenBank genome assembly.
CUGUAGCCAAUAGUAAACCUCAACACAAGUUUAAGUCAGACAAAAUCCAUUCAAGUGCAAUUAUGCAAAAAGGAUCAAAACUUUGUAUAUGUCAGAUAUGUAAUUGUGGUCGACAUAAAUGUCCACAUCAAAGAAGUAGAAGUGAUGCAAGCAAACCAUGUGGAAUAUCAGAAUAUACCACGAAGUAUAUUCAGCAUAAACUUGUACCUGUUGAGUCAUGUAAACCACCGCAUAAAGGUGUACAAGGCGAAGGUCAAAUGUCAUCAAACACAACACAUCGUACCGAUUAUGUACAGCAUCCUUUGAGCAUUCAAGGCAGCUGUAAGCGAGACGCAGAAUACCAACCACCUCAAGGAACAUUCGAUGGAAUGACUACGUAUACAAAGGAGUAUACUGGUAAACAUGGUGAAUCAGCUGUACCAGUAAAACCAGUCAACAGGAAAGGUACAACAGCGAAAUUCGAUGGAGAAGCCACUUAUACGACUGACUAUAGACCAUGGAAAUUAGAAAAACGUGAACUAGCCGUGUGCAGAGAAUCGAAUAUGCCCAAAUCGAAUGCACCUUUCAGUGGAAUGGCAACUUACACGUCUGAUUAUAUCGCUUAUGAUUCGAGACCACCAACUAGUUGUAAACCAGCUCAUAAAUAUCUAGAAAGUCAAACACCAUUUUCAGAUAGUACAAAUUAUCGUGAUUCAUAUCGUGUACCUGAUUUAUCAGAAAGAGCACGUCCAAUUAAAAAUAUGGAACAAACACAAAAAUCUACUGUUCCAAUGGAGCAUAUAUCCACACAUAUGAAUGAUUAUUAUUGGAAAACUGUAGUUCCAUCAGCGUCAUGUAAACCAGAAUAUACAGGGAUCAAAAACACUGAACCAUUCGCCAAGGAUACAACGCAUAGAAGUGAUUAUAGACAAUGGGAAGUUGCAGAAAGAAGUACACCAGUAAUGGGUGACGGUCAUUCAACUUAUCCAGAACCGUUGGGUAAAAUGAGCUCUGAUACAACCUACAAUAAGGACUACAUUCCAUUUGAACUACAGCAUCAAAAAGCUAUACGUAAAGCUGAUAAAUUAGGCCGUGGUACUGAGCUACCACCAUUUCAGGGUAUUUCAGACUAUACAGAUAGUUAUCGACGUUGGGCAUUGGAACCGCAUAUUAAAGUUACUCCCAGAGCAGGAACAUACACAAUACCAAAUGUUAAAUUUGAAGGGAAAAGUACAACUAGUGAUCAUUAUGUGCCCCAUUUGAAUUAUCGACCAGCUGAAUCAUGUAAACCGCUCAGUCAAGCUGUUAUGAAUCAAACACCAUUUGAUGAUGCUACAUUAUAUCGAAUGGAGUAUACACCUAAACAUUUAGAACCUUGUCCAGCUGUAUUGCUUACCACUGGUCUGAGUAAUUAUGUAUUCGCUGAAGAGAGUGACACAGGACACUUAUUCUAUCGUAGAGCUUCAAAUGCCUCACUGAUCAAUUCUCAGAAUUCAGGGACAAAUUUAAUCAAUCAUCAAAAUGCACCGCUGAAGGUAGCUAACUAAUGGAUAAGUGGAUGAGGAGAAUUUUCAGGAGAAUUUAAUAUUGCCUUCCUCGUAUGAAUUAAAUUUACCUGCAACACGAUAACAUAUUAUUCCACUUCAACAUGCACCCACCAUAUUUUAAAGAUCAUGUCUGAUUUAUAUAAUUAUACUUUUCUUGUUUACGUCACUUUUGUCUAACAUUUUAUUAUUAUUAUUAUUAUUAUUAUCUAAUCGUCACUGUGAGAGUAAAUCUCGCUUUAAGCACCUCUUUUUCUUAAUCGUCAAUCGUGAAUUGUUGCUCAAUGUGUUCAAUUAGUGAAUUUUGUUUGUUUUAAUUAGUGUCCUUGUUAUUCUAACCAAUCAGAUUCAAGAAGCUAGCAAUAGUCUAUUUUUAUUGGUUAUUAUUUUAGCCUUAUACUUUGUUUGUUCGUCCUUCUCUUAUUUUUUUCAUCUAUUUUUGUUUAAAUUAGAGCACUCAUUAUUGUCUUUUUCUUUUGCUAUGAUGUUUACUUAAUUAUUUAUUUAAGAAUUGCGCCUUUUUUCUUAAAUAUGUUUGUUUUUUUUCCUUCGAAAUAUCUGAUUACCAUUGAUUUCCAGUCUCUUCUCCCUAUAAUGCUCUGAUCGUUGUUUGUCCGAUCACUAUUUACGUUUGAAUUUCGCUGUUUAACAUAUCCUGCACACACACACACGCACACAUACAAAUGCACACAUCUACACUUGUGGCCUUGAGGAGUUGAAGGUUCAAUAUUAUUUAUUAGUGGUCCUGUUUCGUUCUAGGUGAAAUAUGCCUUUAUUGGUGUUUUUGAAUAUUGGUACAAAAUGCCUAUCUGAUAGAAUUCCUCAAGGGAUAUUUAAAAAUGGAUUUUGCUGUUCUCAUUGUUUACUAUCACACAAUCUGCUUUUAAUUAUAUUUUUCAAUGCACA